Molecule: messenger RNA, 1686 nt
Organism: Postia placenta MAD-698-R-SB12
Lineage: Eukaryota; Fungi; Basidiomycota; Agaricomycetes; Polyporales; Adustoporiaceae
Exons: 14
Coding region: 1-1686 (561 amino acids)
Biological process (GO): transmembrane transport
Molecular function (GO): transmembrane transporter activity
Source: RefSeq, a predicted model, not a curated record
AUGGACUCCCCUGUCGAAAACAAGGCGUCCUAUGCUGCCGACAGUGCUGACGAGAAACAAGCCGCCGAUGCCCUCUCCUACUCCUCCGAGUCGAGUGUCCCCCCGAGGCGGAAAUUGCCCAUACCAUUGCAGCUCCUCAUGAUCAUAUUGACCUGCCUAUGUACCUUUGGCAACCACUGGUCCAAUGGCCUCAUUGUCGCACUCAAAACAACUGUCAUCAAGGAGACCCACAUAAACAACUCCCAGUUCGCGACAUUGGUUGCCAUCACUAGUCUAAUCAACACAUUCCUAUGCAUCGGCUUCGGUUUCUGUAUAGACAAGUGGGGUGGCGCACCAACCUCGGUCGUCUUCGCUGGCUUCCACCUUGCCGGGUCCAUCAUCCUCGCGGGCGCUGCCACGAAUAACCUCAACAGUUACCCUCUUCUUAUUGCUGGCAAGGUGGUUGCGGCUAUCGGAGACGGGUCGCUGGACAACGCUCAGCACAGGAUCUUCUCAACGUACUUCGCUCCUGGGCGCGGUUUUGCAGGAUCUAUCGUUAUGUUUUUGAUGACCGUAGGAGCAAUAUGGGGCGUAGCCAACCUCGCGCAGUUCACCGGCCAGGCUACCGCCAACAUUAUCACGGAGCGUCUAGGCUCCUACGCCUAUGCGAUGUGGAUAAGCGCUGCAAUUGGUGGCUUCUCCUUCCUCUGCGCCGCCACUGUCGUGUUCCUCGACCGCUACCUGCGCACGCACUACGAUAUCACUGACCACACAAGCGGCAAGCAGCACACGGGUGCGACACGGCGCGCCGCCUUCCGCUUCUCUGCAAUCCGCCGCCUUCCGAUCACUUUCUGGAUCGUCGUCGCGUUCGCCGUCUUUGAGAACGCAGGUGUGCAGGCGUUUGUGUCUAUCUCGACGCAAUUCGCGCAGCAACGCCUAAAGAAGGGCGCUGUCAUUGGUGGAUGGGUCUCGAGCUUCUAUCUGCUGCUUCCCGCGUGCUUGACGCCGUUCCUGGGGAUCUACAUUGAUGCCUUCGGGCAACGGAUAAGCUUCUUGCUCAUUUCCGGCCUUACAUUCCUCAUUUCCAUGCUGCUGCUUAGGUUUUCGGAGACCGUUCCUACCUUUAUUGCGGCAUAUGUCUUUUACGCGCUGUCGCAGUGCGUGACGCCAGCGCCGCAAGUGGAGAUAGUGCGGAACAUCAUCCCUGACCCACAAGACUAUGGAACCGGAUUUGCCAUCAAGAAAUCCGUAGUUCAGGCGUCAAUUGUCAUCAUCACGACGGCGGCAGGCAAACUGCAGGACAUGUCGCCGACCAACUCGCUCGAGUCUGCCGUGAGCCUUUGGCUUGCGUACGCCUUCAUCUCCGUCGCGAUCGCUAGCGUGCUCCUCCUCAUCGCGUACAUCUCGCCCGAGACGCUGCCCGCCGCGCGUCUUUCCGAGGUGUCCCCGCGUGCGCUACCCGCAGAAGUCGAGCGCCUUUGCGAGCGACGCGGUGUAGACAUGCCGAAGGAGGAGCUCGAGGCGGCGGUGAGUGAGGUCAAGGCGAAGGAGCGCCGCCUGAAGGCUGUCGACCCGCGCGCAGAGUGGGCACGGUGGGCAUGCCUCGUGGGGGGCGCUGCGGUCAUCGUGAUCGGGUGGAUCAUGUUUGGGCUCGGCAUCGAGUGGGGCGUGCACGGCAACGUCAUUGCGGGCACGGUAGGGUGGUAG